Messenger RNA from Anthonomus grandis grandis, 3120 nucleotides. RefSeq names its product lysosomal alpha-mannosidase-like. Gene Ontology annotation, cellular component: lysosome. The record is from RefSeq and is a predicted model, not a curated record. Lineage: Eukaryota; Metazoa; Arthropoda; Insecta; Coleoptera; Curculionidae. The transcript has 17 exons. Gene Ontology annotation, biological process: mannose metabolic process. Gene Ontology annotation, molecular function: carbohydrate binding; alpha-mannosidase activity. The coding region runs from base 27 to 3044 and encodes 1005 amino acids.
AGUUUUUCAGUCCAGUUGUCAACAACAUGAAGGAAAUUCUCCUGAUCCUAAGUCUCUUCUAUGGUUUAUCUGAGGAACGAGUGGACCCUCCCGUGCCCCCAGGAUAUCAUAAUUGUGGAUACCAGUCGUGUCAUGCUUUAAAAGAGGGAUUUAUUAACGUCCAUAUAGUACCUCACACCCACGAUGACGUUGGAUGGCUAAAAACAGUCGAUCAGUACUACUAUGGAAGUAACACGAAUACUCAACGGGCUGGAGUUCAGUAUAUUUUGGAUAACGUUAUCGAAUCGUUGACAAGGAAUAAAGAGAGAAGAUUUAUUUACGUGGAAACCGCCUUUUUCUGGAAAUGGUGGAUCAAACAACACGAUAUCGUCAAAUCUAGAGUGCGCAAGUUAGUAAACAACGGCCAACUUGAAUUUAUCAGUGGGGGAUGGAGUAUGAACGACGAAGCAGUGACGCACUAUCAAUCUAUCAUUGACCAAAUGACUUGGGGACUCAGGAAAUUAAAUGACACUUUUGGCGAAUGCGGUAGACCAAAGAUCGCGUGGCAAAUUGAUCCUUUUGGACACAGCAGAGAAAUGGCGAACAUUUUCGCUGAGUUGGGUUUCGAUGGUUUCUUUUUGGGGCGUAUCGACUACCAGGAAAAGACCCUCAGAUUUAAAACGAAGUCACCGGAAAUGGUUUGGAGCGGCAGUGAUAGUCUAACAAAUGAAAUAUUUACCAGCAUUUUAUACAACAACUACUCGCCUCCACCCGGUUUUUGCUUCGAUAUGCUUUGCAGUGACGACCCUUUUAUUGACGAUAAGAAGAGUUUCGAGUAUAAUGUGGACAAAAAGGUCGAUUCUUUUAUCGAAUAUUUAAACAACAUGACUAAUGUCUACAACACGACCAACUUACUAAUAACCAUGGGAGAAGAUUUUAACUACCAGGACGCCGACAUGUGGUUUAAAAAUUUGGACAAAUUAAUACUAUACGUAAACCAACGUCAAAAAACCACCGGGUCCAAAUUUAACCUAAUUUACUCGACCCCUUCCUGCUACGUCCACGCCAUCAACAGCGAAACCAAAGGCAAACAGACCUUCUUGGUAAAAAAAGACGAUUUCUUCCCAUACGCUUCUGAUCCUCACGCCUUUUGGACCGGCUACUUCACCUCCAGGCCGACGGUUAAACGAUUCGAACGGUCCGGAAAUAAUUUCUUGCAGAUUUGCAAACAGUUAUACGCCCUUGCGAAUCUUGGACCAGAAGACCGGGUGGACCUAAACGCCCUUAGGGAAGCCAUGGGAGUCAUGCAACACCACGACGCCAUAACUGGCACAGAAAAACAGCAUGUGGCCUUCGAUUAUGCCAGACAGCUUCAGCGGGGUAUUGACGAGUGUGAGAUUGUUACAACUGCUGCCAUUAAGAAACUAUCGAAUGUAUCUGUUGAGCAGGAUCUGGCUUUGAACACUUGUCCUUUGUUGAAUAUUAGCCAGUGCGAACACACGGAAGGAAAUGGGAGGUUUAUUAUUACCGUUUAUAACCCACUGAGCAGUUUGGUGAAUACUGUGGUUAGAGUGCCCGUUACUGGAAUGGGUUAUGACGUAACUGAUUUUAAAGGUUCAACUAACUAUGAGUCAUUCAUAAUACCAAUACCAGAAUUCGUCCAAACCAUACCAGGUAGAGUUAGCGCAGCUACCAAUGACCUCAUUUUCUCAGCGGAAAUCCCGGCCUUAGGUUGGAAAUCCUUCCUGGUGUCGCCUAACAACAAUUUCAGUCAAAUGGCAUCUUCCGCUGCAGCGUCACCGCCAUCGGUGGAACUUGACUCAGAAACAGGACUGGUUAAAUCCGUUAAAUUCGAUGAUCAAACUUACCCGUUGAAACAAAACUUUUACUACUACAAGGGUUUCGUAGGUAACAACAAUGAAUUUAAGAACAGAUCUUCUGGAGCAUACAUCUUCAGACCUGAUGGCGAUUUAAUUGAAGCCUCACCAAAAGCCAGUUACAAGACUUACUCAACUCCCAUAGUAGCUGAAGCCCAUUUAACAUUCAACGAAUACAUCCACCUAAUUAUCAGGGUAAACAUUAUAGAUAAUAAUGUGGAAUUCAGUUAUGUAAUUGGACCUUUACCCCACGAUGGCCCCAAUGGGUUAGAAGUCGUAAGCAAGUAUACCACGGACCUUCAAACUAACGGAACCUUCUACACAGAUUCCAAUGGGAGGCAAAUGUUGAAGAGGGUGAGAAAUUAUCGUCCUGCGUGGGAAAUUCAGUUGGAGGAGCCGGAAUCUGGUAACUAUUACCCCGUGACCACCCAAAUCGGUAUAAGGGAUGAAGAGAGAGGAUUGGAGUUGGCGGUGCUGGUUGAUCGGGCUCAAGGCGGAACCAGUUUGAAUGAUGGGGAAGUGGAACUUAUGGUUCAUAGAAAUUGCCUGCAUGACGACGCUUUCGGUGUGGGUGAAGCACUAAACGAAACAGCAUUUGGAAAAGGUUUAGUGGUCAAAGGUUCCCAUUACCUUAUCAUAGGUAAAACAAAUGGCACUGGUCAAAACAGUAUGGCAGCUAUGACCAAGGCCCUCGCCCAAAAGAAACUUCUGGACACCUGGACCUUUAUAACCCCCCUUAAAGAUGGUGAAUCAGUUCCAAAUAACUUAAAAGAACAAUUCGCCGGAUUGCAAUACAAUCUCCCAGAAAAUAUUCAAAUCUUAACCCUGGAGCCCUGGAUUGGCUUUAGUUUCUUGCUGAGGCUACAGCACGUCUUCGAAAAAGACGAAGAUCCAAUACAUUCCCAACCGGUUGUGGUACCUUUAAAAGACCUUUUUGGUACCUUCGAAAUCACUUCGGCCAGGGAAACGACCCUUGGGGCAAACCAGUGGUUGGAGGAUAACGACAGAUUGCAGUUCGAUACCGAAGGAAGAAUUGAAGAUUUACGAUACGGAUUUAACAGUAAUAUGUUUAAAAAUAGAAAUUAUAAUUUUGUUAAAAGACAGGUGACGGUAAAUGCGGAUUCUCUUGAAGUCACUCUGCAACCUGGUCAGAUUAGGACUUUUAUUGUUGAUAUUCAAACCAAAUGAGGUCGUUUAUAAGAUUUAAGAUUCUUUGUAAGCAUGUAAUGAAGGGGUAAAUAAAUCAAAUGUUUACUUAAAUACA